UUUACGUGGUGACGUGUACCGGAAGACAUGCCAACUACACGGUCUGACUGACAGCAGUUACGCUAGCUGUGAAAGACGAGCGUCAGCAGUGUAUUAGUAUUAGUUAUAGUAAGUUUAUUAAACCUACAUGGACUGUGUUGUCCUAUAUUCACGUUAGCUAUCUUCACACUCAAACAAAUGAGAAACAAGGGCGCUAGUGUGUAUUUAGCCUAGCUUGUCUUAGCUGUCACAGCUUUCUCACGCCAUCACCAUCAGGGACAUCUUGCUGCGGACAGCUCCUGCAUGAGGUUGCUGUCUGUUCACUGAAGACAUGGCCAGUCCAGAUGAUCUACAAUUCCAAGAGUUCGAGGAAGCAGCAGAGCUUCUGUCUGCUGACCCGGGGGCCUCCACACUCAGUAUGUCUGCCUCAAACAACACCACUACAGCCACAGCAGCAGCAGCAGCAGCAGGAGGAGGAGGAGGAGGAGGAGGAGAGGAUGUGAAACUAGAUCUUUCAGAGGACGAGGAGGGCCAGGAGGAGAGCUCGGAGCUGUUAGGAGGACAGAAAGCAACUGGGGGCUUCUGGACCUUUGAGUACUAUCAGUCUUUCUUCAAUGUGGACACAAUGCAGGUGCUGGACCGGGUUAAGGGGUCGGUAAUGCCAUUACCUGGAAGAAACUUUAUCAAACACCACCUUAGGAAUAACCCAGAUCUGUAUGGUCCAUUCUGGAUCUGUGUGACGCUGGUUUUCUCAGUAGCGAUCAGUGGGAACUUGUCCACCUUCCUCAGUAAGAUGGGAGACCCUGCCUACCACUACAGACCACAGUUCCACAGAGUGACGAUAGCUGCAGUAGUCAUCUUCAUGUAUGCCUGGCUGGUGCCGAUUGGGGUAUGGGGUUUCCUGACCUGGCGCCAAGGGAAUGAGAGGCAGAUUGGAGGCUACUCCUUCCUGGAGACUGUGUGCGUCUACGGCUACUCCCUUUUCAUCUAUAUCCCCACCUCGGUUUUGUGGAUCAUUCCGUAUGAGUGGUUGCGCUGGACACUGAUCCUGGUUGCCAUGGCGAUCUCUGGCUCAGUCCUGGUCCUCACCUUCUGGCCCGUUGUCCGUGACGACACCAAGGUGAUGGCCGUGGCUACAGUUGCGACCAUCGUGGUUUUGCACAUGCUGCUGGCUAUCGGCUGUAAGCUUUACUUCUUCCAGACGGGGGUCCUCCUACCAACACCAGCAACGGACCCUACGACCCCCCCGAUUCACACGACACUGUCCACCCAACGUCACUGACCAACAAGAUAAAGGAGGAGUGAAGGACAUGAAGGAUGUCUCUGUUGUGUUUGGAAUCACAUACAGACAUAAAGCUAUGUGUAGACAGGCUGGGUGAGGCAAUGAUGAUUAUUGCCAUUGUGUAAUUUGUUCAGUAUGUGGGGAUGGGGGGUGGGUGGGUGUGUGUGCUUGUUAGUCUAAUUUAUCCUGAGGUUGUUGUACUGUGACUGAAGCAGGACUUUCUGCAAUAAUUGUACAUUUCUACCGCGAUGUUUCAGGAUGUGGUGCAUCUAAUUACUCUAGAAUGGCUUCCUUUACACUGCGAUUCACCUCAUUUCAUCAGCACGAACCAAGAAAGGAGAGAAACAAUAAGGCUUCUUAACCAAGUACAAUCAUAGAACCAUGCUGCUACUAGGGCCUCAGUUUAUAUUCACAACACUGCUAUCUAGCAGUUAGCGGUGCAAUCACAAAAACCAGUACAGUGUUUUCAAGAACCGAUACAAUAUGUUACGAAAUAUUUCUAGCUGCUACCACUCAUUCCUGCCUACAAGAUAUCAGAGGGAUACGUUCUGAUAUCACAUCAGUAUCAGUAACUGAUGUUGUUGCUUCAGCAAAAGGUGCUCAUCCAAGAUAGUGAUGACAAAGCAACUUGUUUGCGAUAUCGUGCUCCCCUCUCUAAAUCUGUUGAAACAGGAGUCCAGAGGUAGAUCGACCUCUUUUGAGGACAGGUAAAAUGUGUGAUAAUGAAGCAUUGUAGUGCUGUGGAGACAACCUAGAGUUACCAGCCUUGUUCUCCAUAUGUAUAAAAAAUAUGUUUGUUUGGUACAGACCCCAACAAAUCAUCAUCACAUGAAAAAAUUGCGAGGCAAAAUUGAUCAUUCCUACUAAUCGUGAAUCCGAUCGCAAUGUGAUGUGAUUUUUAUUUUUUUACCCCUAGCUGUACUUUUUAAGUUCUAAUUAGCAAGUGUUAGCAUGCUAAACCAAGAUGAUGAACAUGGUAAACAAUAUACCUGCUAAACAUCAGCAUGUUAGUAUUUUCAUUUUUUAUGUUAGCUUUUAACGUUAGCAUUAGCUCACUUGUCUUAGUAGAGGCACACAGAGCUGCUAGCGCGGCUGCCGACUCUUGUUGCUUGAUAAAUGACAUGUUAAUGAAUUAUUUGGAUGCUGUAAAGCUCUCUCCCAGCAGCUGCAGCUUUCAGCAAAUGAUGUAAAAUUUCAAGAGUUAACAGAUGUUCAAAACUAAACACUGGAUCUUGUGAAUGUAUUUCCAUGAAGCAGUUAGCUUCAGUCGCAGAUGUGGGAAAGGAAGCCAUUCCAGAUGGUAGUGCAGGGUUAUAAAUAUGUUUCAAUGAACCAAGACUGGAAAAGGACUCCUUCUGAUGCACCACAUCACUCGUCCUAAUCGUAAGAAACAUGACGAACUCAGCCUCUAACCCUCACUCACUCAAAUGACUUCAUUUACCUUAAUUGCAUUUAUGAUUUAUUGUAAAUUGAGUGAUAAGUUUAUGUCUGCAGAUUUAUUUAUUCCCUACUGUGAUGCUGUUAAGGGUUCUAUUUGUUAAUAAACUUAGAGUCUUACUCCUUA
Dicentrarchus labrax (European seabass) is the source of this 2825-nucleotide messenger RNA. It is a transcript of the gene yipf2, whose product is annotated as Yip1 domain family, member 2. Gene Ontology annotation, cellular component: Golgi apparatus; membrane. Gene Ontology annotation, molecular function: small GTPase binding. The record is from RefSeq and is a predicted model, not a curated record. The transcript is spliced from 9 exons. The coding region runs from base 311 to 1261 and encodes 316 amino acids. Lineage: Eukaryota; Metazoa; Chordata; Actinopteri; Moronidae. Gene Ontology annotation, biological process: vesicle-mediated transport.